AUGACAGUGUUUCUUUUGAAAACAGCCCUAAAGGAUAUAUUCUCCGAAAAGUUCGUCCUCGCGCCCGGCCAAUCUGCCUACGAGAAACUCAAUGACUCCCACAGCUCAGCUACAGAGAGCGAAUUUGAACCAGGAUGCAUCUUCUGUCCGCGAAACACCACAGACGUAUCGCGCUUCCUGAGCAUCGUCAAGCCUUUCACUGAUCGAGAGGAAAUCAGGUUCGCAGUACGGAGUGGAGGUCAACAGACAACACACGCAUGUGCGAAUCUCGAUAACGGGAUCAUGGUCGAUCUGAAAUUACUCCAGGGAAUUGAGCUUCGGGGAGAAGUUGUAAGGAUCAAGGCCGGGGAGCGAUGGGGAAAUGUAUAUAAUUUCCUAGCGAGCCAUGGGUUAGCGGUUGCGGGACCGCUUUCGACGGAGAGUGGGAUUGGGGGUGUUGCGUUAGGUGGUGGAUUAUCACUCUUCUCAUCCCGCGAAGGCUUCGUCUGCGACAAUGUCGUCAAUUUCCAAGUUGUGCUCGCCAACGGGACAAUUGUGAAUGCCAAUCCGAAAACCAAUUCCGAUCUCUGGGAGGCUCUACGCGGCGGAGGCAACAACUUUGGAAUCGUCACUCGGUAUGAUAUGCGGACAUUUCCUCAGGGCUCUUUAUUUGGAGGGAGCCUGUGGUAUGAGUGCUGCGGGUUCCCACUUCAGAUUAAAGCGUUGAUGAAGGUCCUACACACGUCGCAGCAUAUGAGCGAUAUGUAUCUGCGAGCGACCAUAGUGUAUCAACGUGAAUGGGGAUAUCUGUGUGAGAAUAAAUUGUACUAUACUCGUGCUAGAGCGCUUCCAAAAGCCCUCCGACCGUUCAUGGAAAUGUCGUAUGAGGUGCAAGAGUUGCGGAGCGUGGGGAUGGUAUCGGUUCCGGAAGCUGUGGCGUCUGUGCAGCAGCGUCAGAGUCCGGGUCCUGGUGUGGAGAUGGAGAGUUGGAGUCAGAAACCAGAUGUGAAGAAAAGGGAUCGGAGGCAGACGAGGUGUGCGUAUAUGAACACGACAGUGAAGGCAGAUGAGGACACACUGUUGAAGAUAUUUCGUGAGUUCUUUGAGGUGGUGGAUCCGGUGAGGUUCACGAAGGGACUGCGGCUGUCGAUGUCGUUCCAGCCGUAUCCUGUGUCGUUGAUGAGAAAGUCGAAGGAAUUGGGAGGGAAUGUCUUGGGGUUGCAUCGGGGGGAUGGGCCGUUGAUAGGGAUAUUGCUGCUGGCAUAUUGGGAUAAUAAGGAGCAAGAUGGAGUGGUACUGGAUUCAAUGAAGUUGUUGCUAGGGAGGAUUGAGGACAAGGCUGUUUCGCGUGGGACGGGGUCUCGUUUUAAACUGAUGAACUAUUCAUCUGACUUUCAAGAUCCAAUUGGAUCUUACGGGCCUCGAAAUAAGCAACGGCUUCAGGAGGUUAGUCGGAAGUAUGAUCCGAGUGGGAUGUUUCAAAGGGCAGUACCUGGGGGGUUCAAGUUGAUGGAUCAUUAUUGGAUGGGGGGUGACCCGUAUUUUCAGUUUCCAUAUAUUUCAUACUACCAAUGA
Aspergillus eucalypticola CBS 122712 is the source of this 1554-nucleotide messenger RNA. Its product is annotated as FAD-binding oxidoreductase. The record is from RefSeq and is a predicted model, not a curated record. Bases 1 to 1554 code for a protein of 517 amino acids. Gene Ontology annotation, molecular function: FAD binding. NCBI's taxonomy places the organism in Eukaryota, Fungi, Ascomycota, Eurotiomycetes, Eurotiales, Aspergillaceae. The transcript is spliced from 2 exons.